GGUGGGUCUUGUGACAUGAUUGCGAUUGAUUGCCACUACCCCUGCCGUAGGCUCACUUCAGUGGGGCUGUUCAGCCCCCAGGUGCAACUUUCAAUGUAGCGAGAUCGGCCGCAGCGCGGAUGAUUUUCCCGUUGCUAUGGCUGCUGGCAAGUGCGGCAUCUCCGACCAUCCAGUCGCCGGAGGAAAUGGCGGGUGUUUUGCAGGAUGUUCAGCAGCUAGGCAUCAGCCUUGCCAAUCGAAACCUGUCAGCCAUUCAGAAGGUUUUGAUGGCAGUGGCCGCCAGUAAUGCGACCAACAGCACGGCCGACAACGUCCUGCAUGGCGUGGAUGAGAUCGUGAAUGAGACGCUGGAGCCUGCCGUGGAGAGGGACUUCAGCGUGGCGCAAGAUGAGAUUUCUGGUUUCCAUGAGCUUUUCCUCAAGUGUGAAGAGGAUCAGCUUUCAGCCUUCAACCACUCUGUGUUGGAUCAGAAAAAAAUCGUGCACUUUGCUGAAGAGCACCUCAUAUGUCGUCAGCAUCAAGUGCUCCUGCUAGAUGCGAAUUUGUCCUGCACUACGCUGCUGCAAGCAGCCAAGACGGUUGAGGAUGCCAAAUGUGCAUUAUAUGAACGUUCCCGGACGGUGCCGGAGGCGAGCGUCGUGUGCCAGGCGCAGGCGCAUGAAGCUCCUGAGGCGUAUCACGAGCGAAAGAUCAAGGAGUUGGAAGAUAGCCUUGCACAACUGCUAACACGGAGGAGAGACUGUGAGGAGGCCAAAGUUCAAGCACAGAUGCAAUCUGAACGAUGUGAGAAGGCACGGCAGGACUUGGCCAAUGGACACAAGGCCUGCGACGAGAAGCAGCUGAUGGUGGACAGCACAGUGUGCGCCUUGCAGACGCGGAUGGGUGUGGACUGCUCCGCCUAUGACAGUUGCCGAAAGCAGGCCAUGGCUUCCUUCAUGCAGGCCAAUGAAAGUGUCAAAAUGACGGAAGCCGAACUCAAAGCCACAUGGACGAUGCUGAAACAGGUGCGCUGUAUGAUCAACGGAGCCAAAGAGCGAAGUCCCUUGAAAGUAGCUCUUUGCAGUAAACAACGGAAUUUCAGUGUGGCGCACCUCAUCAUCAACUACUCAACCGUGCCUCCCUUCGCGCCCUGUCAGAGCUUAGCAGAGCCUCCAGGGUCGCCGCAGUACAUGACAGCCUUGUAUGGUCACAUGCCACCGCGUGCGCCGGCCUCCCCGUGCGAAGCGUCGUGUUGCAACCUGCAAGUUGUGCGUUGAGGCAGCCAGCAAUGGCCAUUUAUAGUGGAUUUUCCCAUUAAAAAUGGUGAUUUUCCAUAGCUAUGUGGCUGUUUACCAGAGGGUACUUCCAGAA
Cladocopium goreaui is the source of this 1350-nucleotide messenger RNA. Lineage: Eukaryota; Dinophyceae; Suessiales; Symbiodiniaceae. The record is from the annotation of a GenBank genome assembly.